Molecule: messenger RNA, 1651 nt
Organism: Amphiprion ocellaris (clown anemonefish)
Lineage: Eukaryota; Metazoa; Chordata; Actinopteri; Pomacentridae
Gene: nr1i2
Product: nuclear receptor subfamily 1, group I, member 2
Exons: 10
Coding region: 266-1585 (439 amino acids)
Biological process (GO): negative regulation of transcription by RNA polymerase II; positive regulation of transcription by RNA polymerase II; cell differentiation
Molecular function (GO): RNA polymerase II cis-regulatory region sequence-specific DNA binding; nuclear receptor activity; zinc ion binding
Source: RefSeq, a predicted model, not a curated record
AUUGGAUAGUAACCAACCCUGGCGCAAAAACCUCAAGAAACACGCCCAGCAGGAAAAGUUCAGACGAGACAGUUCCCACCUGUUACUAUUUUAUUAAAUCCCAAAUUCUAUUGGAUUGACUGCCGUGUGGACAAGCUGAGGAGUGAUCAGCUGUUGGAUCAUCGAGUGAUGUGCUCAACACGGUCAGGAAGGAGGCCAACUAUGGAGCAGCCAUCUCCAAACAGUGGCAGGGAUCUAAGACAGACAUUAACAGCCUCAGGGGAGAAUGAGCAAGACAACGGGGGACGGGGUGCAGCUCAUCUGCGAAAUGUUCACAAUGCAAAAUGAAGAGGAUGAGGAGGGAAAGGUGACGGAAGACGAAGAGCCCAGAGCCUGUGGUGUGUGUGGAGAUCGGGCGAAGGGUUACCACUUCAAUGCUUUGACGUGUGAAGGCUGCAAGGGCUUCUUCAGACGUGCCACACAGAGAUCAUCCAAGCUCCGCUGUCCAUUGUUCAGUAGAUGCGUUAUAACGAAGGACACCCGCCGAUCAUGUCAAGCCUGCCGCUUCCGGAAAUGCCAAGCCAUUGGCAUGCGUACAGAGAUGGUCAUGUCUGAGAAAGAGGUACUGGAGAGGAGAAUCCGAAUCAAGAAGAAAAAGAUGCAUAAUGUAUCAACGCAGCUUUCAUCUCAACAAGAAACAGUCAUCCAGGAGCUCCUCUCCAGCCACCGCAGCACAUUUGACUCAGGAUUUUCCCGCUCCAGUGGCUGCAGGCCUAUGGACAGAAACAUCCUCUCUGGGAGUGAAUACAAGCAGUCUGCCAGUGAGCCCUUUCACCUACUGACCAGCUGCCCUACAAACACCUGCACUACAGCUAGUAAAUCUGCAGCUGACCCCACAGCAUCUUCAUCAGCCUCCUCCCUCUUCUCCAGCCACUGUGGUUAUUUAGAAACACAAGAGAACCACAAGGAAGAUGAGGUGAAAAACACCUGUGUUUUCACUGCUCUUCCACAUCUGGCUGACGUCACAACAUACAUGAUCCAGGACAUCAUUAGUUUUUCCAAAAGUCUGAAGGACUUCCGGUCUCUACCUAUAGGGGACCAAAUAUCUCUGCUGAAGGGAGCCAUGUUUGAAAUAAUGCAGAUCCGCUUUAACAUGGUGUUCAACUCGAGAACGAGCAACUGGGAAUGUGGACGUAUUACAUACUGCAUAGAUGAUGCCGUACGAGCGGGUUUCCAGCCACUCCUGCUGGAGCCUGUGUUCAAAUUUCACCACACGCUGCGCCAACUGGACCUGCAGGAGGAAGAGUACGUUCUUAUGCAAGCCAUGUCCCUGUUUUCUCCAGAUCGUCCAGGUGUACAGCAGCACAGUGUGAUCGAUAAGGUCCAUGAAAACUUGGCGCUGACGUUAAAAACCUACAUCGACUGCAAGAGGACAGGCCCUAAAAAGCACUUGCUGUAUCCCAAAGUGAUCGCCUGCUUUACAGAGAUGAGGACGAUGACUGAGGAGUACAGCAAACAGAUUCUGCAGAUCCAGGACAUCCAGCCUGACACUAUUUCUCCCCUCAUAAUGGAGGUGGUCAGUAAAGACACGUGCGAUGGCUUCUGAUAUCGACACUCUGAGAACACUGCUGGUCAUUCCACCUCGCCACAUUAAAUUCUUUUUUACACCUGA